Molecule: messenger RNA, 1984 nt
Organism: Teleopsis dalmanni
Lineage: Eukaryota; Metazoa; Arthropoda; Insecta; Diptera; Diopsidae
Gene: Ns4
Product: guanine nucleotide-binding protein-like 1
Exons: 8
Coding region: 145-1860 (571 amino acids)
Molecular function (GO): GTPase activity; GTP binding
Source: RefSeq, a predicted model, not a curated record
CAACAAAACACAUUCUUUGUGUUCACUAGUUGCAUUGCAAUCGGUGGUCAGCAGCUGUUCAAUUUGCCGAUAUUGCAUUUGAGUGUAUAUGAGUAAUGGUUGUUCAAAUAUAAAAAGUGUAAAAAUUGAUUUGCAACAUUAAAGAUGCCACAAAACCAACGUAAAGUGCCGUACAGUGGCAAAAAGAAAAAGGAUCAACUUAUCAAAAAACGACGUGCAAAGAUGUCACAGAAGUUUUUGAAUGGUGCCAGUGACGGCGAAACUACCGAAGACAAUGAACUCACGAGCGGUAAACUUAUGGAGCAGCCGCUAAACCGUGGAGGUCGACACAAAAAUGUCAAUCGUUACAAUUUGCAAUUCUAUCAAGAAUCUAAGAAAGAGUUGGAACAGAUGAAAGUUGAAGGUUAUAAUCAACUUGAUGGGGUGAAACCAAAAAUGCGUGAAAUGGAUGCACACUAUUUUGAUGGUUAUGACUUUCCAAUCAGACCCAACUGGAGUUAUGAUAUGGAUAAGAACAUUUUGAAUCUUAAUGAGAAUCGUUACUUUAAGGAAUAUGUGGAGAAUUUGCAAAAAUUCCACAAAGAAGGAAAUAACGAACUAUCAUUGUUUGAAUUGAAUCUUGAAACCUGGCGUCAGUUGUGGCGUGUUUUAGAGUUUUCGGAUAUACUUUUAAUAAUUGUGGAUGUACGCUAUGCGUCCUUAAUGUUUCCACCUUCACUUUACAAUUAUAUUGUGCAGACUUUGAAAAAGCAUGCAAUAUUGGUACUCAAUAAAGUGGAUUUGGUUGAACCGGACGUUGUUGUGGCUUGGCGUCAUUAUUUUUUAGAAAAGUAUCCACAAUUACCAGUUGUACUGUUUGCUUCAUAUUCGAACACCUCCAUGAAAGGUUCCGCUCGUCGUUCUGUUUGUUAUAAAUUGUGCAUGGAAGGAGUAUAUAAUAUAUAUAAAGAAUGUCAAAAAAUUGUAAAUUCAGAGCUAGAUCUUACAUCAUGGGAGCAAAAAAUUGAGGAAGAUAUGGAUACUGGCAAUUUAAUUGAUGAUAAAAUGAUCGUACAGACAAUUGAAACUACUGAAGAAAUAAGUGAUGAUUCAGUUUCUAAACCUUAUCAAAAAUUUUCGAAUGGAAAAUUGACUGUGGGCUGUAUUGGUUUUCCGAAUGUGGGAAAAUCAUCAUUGAUAAAUGCGCUUAAAGGCAAAAAAGUUGUUAGCGUUAGUCGUACACCGGGUCAUACAAAGCACUUUCAAACAAUUUAUUUGACGAAUGUAGUAGUUUUAUGUGAUUGUCCUGGUCUAGUUUUUCCAUCAGCUACACCAAAACAUUUGCAAGUACUACUUGGUAGCUAUCCAAUUUCACAGCUACAAGUACCCUAUCGAUCGCUUAAGUUUUUGGGUGAGCAUUUACAUAUUCCAAACUUAUUAAAACUGCAUUUACCAGAGGAUUUCGACGUUUGGUCACCUGCUGCUUUAGCAGAUGCAUGGGCAUUAAAACGUGGUUUCCUGACCGCAAAAGCUGCACGACCAGAUCGUUAUCGUGCAGCAAAUCAUUUAUUGCGCAUGUGUCUCGCUGGACAAAAUAACAUUAUACUACAAUUUUAUCCACCUGGUUAUAACGACGCAAAAGACUUCUGGCAACAGCAUGCUGAGGUGGAAAAAGUUAAAAGAUACCAAAACAUACCAAUUGAGGAUGAGCAUUUAAUGAGUAAUAACGAAGACACUUCAUCAAUCAAUUCAGAAAGUGGAGAGAGUGAAGAAACAACCAGUUCCAAUGAUGAAACCAAUGCAGACGAAGAAGAUGAAGAAAUGCCGCAUGCUUCAACAUCUAAGAGAAGUAAUGCCUUUGCAUUGCUAGAUCAAGAUUGAAUUAUAUUAAAAUAACUUAAAGGAUACAAAAUAAAUUAUAUAUAACACAUAUUUGUAAAAACUACUGUACAGUACUAAAAGUGCUUUUGUUUUGUUUAAACGAGUUUAUUUAUUCAAUAAAAUA